Messenger RNA from Symbiodinium sp. CCMP2592, 1149 nucleotides. The record is from the annotation of a GenBank genome assembly. NCBI's taxonomy places the organism in Eukaryota, Dinophyceae, Suessiales, Symbiodiniaceae.
AUGCUUCGAGUUUUCGGGGGACCCCUCCCAGCAGCAUAUGCUGGAGUGAUCUUGGUCCUGGGAUGCUGGGCGGCUUGCAUUGGGCAGGAGGACUGCGAAGUCGACACUUCGGGCGAACCCACGGGUAUGCUCCAGAUCAGCGCUUACGAGUCCUUAGACUCGUCGAGAGCCGACUGUGAGGACGAGUUCCAGGCGGGCCUUUGCACUGACGGCGAGUGCGUGGAUUGCGCUGCGUCGUUCAUCGUCCCGGAUCCAUCGAAGGGACCCUUGCCGAACGGAGAGAUGUAUUGCAAAGGAAACAAUGACAGAGACCCUCUUACUGGAAAUAAAGUCAUUCCUGCGCCUACACAGGCCGGAGUGUGUAGAGGAACGGCAGCAUUAUGGACUUUCCGUGACCCUGGAGAUGUCAUGACAUGCCGCAACUAUCAAGCCUGCUACAAUAGCGUGGAAAUCGAGGGAAUGGGAGCCGUUUGCUGCGAGAACGUGGACGAUGAUGGUCAGACAUGCUAUUCAACGGCCGACUUUGAACUUGCCGGCCAAGACAGGAGAGAAGCUGCAGAUACUGUGUGCUCUGGUGACGUUUGUUGCAUGGGCUACCAGACGUGCUACAGCGGCGAAGCCCGAAACGUUUCAUCGAUUUCUUGCAAAGGAUACCAGACAUGCUACCAGUGGGUGACCUACUUGAGCGGAGAUGUGGUCUGCGAUGCCGACGCCCCGACGGAGUUUCCUGGUGACAACCACGGCGGCACCUGUGCGAACAGUAAUACAAAAUUCUUUUUCUCAGAGGGCGAUGGCACACACUGUGUCCAAUGCUUGGGCCAAACUUCAUGCAAGGAUGCCCGGUGGUUUUUCCCAGAGAAUGCCAACGUGUACUUCUUCUGCCGCGACGGACAAGGAGGCGAUGCUUGCGAGGCUAUGGUAGUCACUUUGGAAGCAGGUGCCUGCAUCGAGUUUAACCUGACGAAAGGAUCCGGGGAAGGCGAAAUUCGCGUGAAUCGGCAAGGCAGCGGCUCCAACCAGGCGCUUUGUUUCUUUACAGCGACGGACCAGGUGUCAGCCACUACCUGGAAAGGCGAUGGCUGCACAGAAAGAGACGACGCCUCCAACAAUUGCAACAGCAGAUGGAGACCCGGUUGCCAUUGGAAUUAG